AUUGGAUUAAUUUGUCACAUAAUUCUCUCCUAAAAUACUAGUAAUUUAAUUGUUAAAUUCUUAUAUAAAUUAAAAUGGUUUUAAUACUAAUUUGAGGUCCCAAUAAUAACACAAUGAGGAUAGAAUGACUAUUCCCUACUGUUGCCAUAUCAUCAGUCGGAUUGAAAUCGAGUACAAUUCACCCUCAAAACCUCCAAGAUGGCUCAUUUACGCCCUUAAGAAUCCUAGGAUUAAGUUAAACUCCUUUGACGAGAAUUUACUCAAACUCUCCAAAAUUGACUAUUUCAACAGUCAUAACGAUGUAAAUUAUGAAGAAUAUGAGAAUAACGCUAGUAUUAAAGAGGAAAACCACUCUAUUGUCGUCAGUAAACAGUAUAACAUAGGAAGUAUCAGUUUAGAAGAUAACUCAGUGGCGUCACCGAAUAGAGAAGAAGAGAUAAAACCAAUGGUACAAAGCCUAAUAACUAAAUCGAUGGCUUAUUACAUAUCAUUGUACGAAGAUACCUCAAAAGAUGAUACGUCAAAUGUUUCCAAAGGCCCCGCUCCUAUUAGUAGGAACUCUGCCUACGAGAUGAUUUCAGGGUUAAGGGAUUGUUUAUCUCAGUUGUAUCAAUGUGACAGUUCGUCAAAUGAGGCUGUUAUAAUUACGUCUGACUAUUCAGGCAUUUUUUCUCACAACGAAAUACUGAUUACUAGAUCAAAUAUAUUGUUUCUACAGGAACUAAAGGCAAAGGAAAUCCAAUACACAACUAUUUACGACGAUAUCGAACCCUUUUACAGAGAUACUUCCUCGUUUAAACCGAAAGAUGAAGAGCUUUCCGAGCUCAUUAAUUCAUACUUAACUAAUACACCAAUCCAAUACUCCAAAUCACCAAAUAGUACUGUUAAUAGAUUAAAGCUUAAAAAAGACGACAAGAGGAUUAGUAAAAUAUACUUGUUAAAGUCUCUGAAGUUACCGUUUUCAGAAGAUUACGACAUCAAUGUGAUUAGGAUAAUUGGGAGAAGAAAUUGCCAGAAACUUUUUAAAAUCCUGGAAAACAACACAUUAAGCUCUCUUGUAAAGUUAAAUCAGCCAGUUAAUGGAGAAAGAUCUGACAUCAUAUGUGUUAAUCUUAUUUUGAGCAAUUUUUCAGUUUUAUACUCUAAGGUAAAUCAGGCCCAUUUUAAGCUUUCUCCAACCGAUGAUAUUUAUAAAAUGUUUAUUAGAGGAGUGAUUUUGCCCUCAAGUUUGAUGAGUUUUUUGAACAUUUUAAAGCUACUAGAGAGUGCUGAGUUAAUUAACAGGCCUACAAUUAGGAUAAAAUACAACUUAGCAUUUGAUGAUCAAAUGUUUGGAAAAACGCUGAGAAUUUCUGAUAGCAAGAUUUACGACCAUUUUCUAGCUAACUUCUUAGAAAUUAAGAAAAAUUACAUAUACUCCUACAAGGCUUUGAAGAAACUAAUUCCGUUCAAAACGUUCACUUUACAAAAUGGAAACAUCUCCAUUACAGAUGAAAAAAUGAUGAUUCAAGCUCUGGAGAAUGAAAAACAGAUGUAUCUGGAGGAUGAGAAACAGUUGUAUUUGGACAACAUUUCGGGUGUUAAGGGAACAAAAUUGGCUGUUUACGAGUCGUCAUCUUCCCCCGAUAUAAUCCUAUUAAAAGAAACUCUUUACUCAAAUUUAUCUAAAAUUAAGUGUUAUUUAAGGCCAAUUCAGGCAUCUAAAAACUUGUUUACAGGUUCCACAAAGUCAUUUCUAGACGAGGCCUUCAAAUCUAUAUCGUUCAACUACUCAAACCAAACACAUUUUAAUACCAAGUUAUACUUGGAUUUAUACCCAAAUCAUACUGAUACUACAAUUAAUGCAGUGGAUACGAAUAACACAGUUGAUAGUGUUAAUAAUAUUAAUACUGUUAAUUCUGUUGACAUGUAUAAUGUUAAUAUUUUGCCUUAUAACUUGGUGAACAUAAUUUGGAUACUGUUGUAUUUGUUACACUGUAGCGGAAAGAUGGAUUUCUGGGACGAAACGUCCCUAGAGAAUGUGAGAAACAAUGAUUUAUUUGCAUUAAAUUUAAAGGAGACACCUAUUAAAGUGACCAAAGAAGUAUAUCAAUUUGUUAUUUCAAAGUCUCUAAACUUUCCUUUGUCACAACAGUCUUACUAUGUUCACCUUGUUAACCGCAUCAACUUUAAUAAGCAGUUUAAAACUACAUUCAAAAUGGAUUUUUUAGAAUAUUUGACUGAGCCAAAAUUUGACUUUAAUUUAUACCAAAGUGAAAAAAUACAAAAUGUUGAAGAGAUUUUACAAACUUCCUCAGGCUGGAAUACCUAUUUCGGCAUGAAAUCUGAUUCAAGCGACAAAAACACCAAUAACACUACUGAUACUAUUCCUGAUAAUAACAACACAGUUGACGCUCUUGAUACAGUUAAUACUACUACUCAAACUGUUACAAUAAAAACAGUUAUCAAUGUGAAUAAUAGUAUUGAGAAAGAGUAUAGUUUUGAAUUGGGAACAGUGUAUUCAUUAUCAAGAAAUGAGGGAAGAGUAUAUGAAUGUAAUUUUGAUCUAAUUCAAGACAAAUUUGAUAAUAUCAACAGUUAUAAUUUGUUGGAUUCAUCUGACAAUUCACUUAAUUAUCCAAAAUCUAGUAAGGGGAAACUCGACUCCCACACCAUAUUGGUCUUGUUGUUUAGUAACGAUCCUUCAGUGGAUGAGUGUGUAAAUCUAAAAGUAAUUCGAAAUGUUCUAAACUCUGACCUGAUCAAGUUUUCAACAAAAACCUUUAAUUAUCAUGAUUUCUCCUUAAAUGUGUUAAAUCGCUCAAACGUUAUUAAGUUUAUGAGCCUUUUUACAGCAAAUGAGUUUCCAGAUGAUUUCACAACUGGACCUAAAAUUUUAACCAAAAACCUCAUUUCAUACUCUAUACUCUCUUCUGAUUUUGAUAUUCAAGAUUUACACAACAUUAAACUCAGGACUAAUAAAACGGAGGUUAAUUUAGUGUGUGUACCAUUGAUUGAGGGUGAUUUUAGCAAGUUUUCAAAGAGUACUGUCAAGAUGAUAAGAUCGUUUAAUGAGUUAAAAACUGAUUAUUUAAACAGUUUUAAUAUGAAUUUCGUUGAUAUUUCUUGGAUUUUUGACUCUUACUUCCAGGGAAUUAUGAACAUAAACUCAAUACCACAAGAGUACUUAAUACACCUACCACAAGAAUAUUACACCCAGUAUUCAGUGGACAAUUUCUCAAUACAAGACUUCAAAGAUGAUAACUCCUCACAGUAUAGACUCACAAUGGAUGAAUUAAAUGACUUCAUGUCGUCCCAAAUUAAUCCUACACAAUUCAAUACUAACUCACAAAUGUUUGGGUUUACACAGCUUAAUACUAAUUAUCAAGUAUGUGGAGAAGGUUAUAUGGAUUUAGACUCUGAAAUUGAUAUGAAUUCACCAUUAGACAAUAUAUCAGUCAGUUUAAGGUUUAAAGAAAAUUAUAAAAAUCUAAAGUAUUUUUGGGGAUGGAAUGUUUAUGUGCUUCGGGAUUCUAAUAGUUCGCAACUAACUAGCCAGGAUUUUGUAUUAUAUCGCAAGUACUGUGGAAUAACAAUGUUUACAUUUGACACUUUGGCUGAAAUUAAGGCCCACAUUGAGGAGACCACAGCUGAGUCUCUUCUUAAGUUUAACAUCACGCCUGAAGACGUUGAAACCUUUUUAUUUCACGAGAAGAUUAUUUUAAAUACGGUUGUCAUUUCAAAUAACGGAUCAACUCCAGAUAAUACAAAUCCGGCAGAUUUAAUAAUAUAUCCCGCAAUCAAAAGCAAAACCAUAUGUCUUGGGUCAUACCCAGGAAUACCAGUACUAACCUAUUCCUGGUUCAUAAAUUUACUCAAUUCAGCUUCCUAAUCUUAAACAUUG
This is a messenger RNA of Theileria parva strain Muguga, 3883 nucleotides long. RefSeq lists its product as uncharacterized. The transcript has 3 exons. Bases 125 to 3871 code for a protein of 1248 amino acids. NCBI's taxonomy places the organism in Eukaryota, Apicomplexa, Aconoidasida, Piroplasmida, Theileriidae. The record is from RefSeq and is a predicted model, not a curated record.